Messenger RNA from Aegilops tauschii subsp. strangulata, 531 nucleotides. RefSeq names its product probable F-box protein At4g22165. The record is from RefSeq and is a predicted model, not a curated record. Lineage: Eukaryota; Viridiplantae; Streptophyta; Magnoliopsida; Poales; Poaceae. Gene Ontology annotation, molecular function: protein binding.
AUGGAAGCUCCAGAUCGAGAUUGGCCCGAGCUACCAAUCGACAUAUUGUGCGACGUGCUCAAGUUGCUCGAGUGCCCAGACCUCCUCCGAUCCGCCGCUGUCUGCUCAAUCUGGUACAAGGCCUACUCCGCGCAACGCUGCAUCAGUUCUUGUCCUGGACACCAAACACCAUGUCUACUCUAUUGCACUGAGGCCGCCGGCGGGCUCAGAGCUCUCGGCAUGUACAGCCUCUCCGAGCGGAAGGCCUACACCAUGCCGCUCCCUGAACUUCCGAUCAAGAACUGGAUCGGCUCAUCGCACGGAUGGCUAGUCACUAUGGAUGACAAGUCUGAGCUGAUGCUGCUCAACCCGAUCACCAGCAACACUAUUGUACUCCCUCCGGUGACAACCAUGGAACAUGUUAAACCUGUCCUAAACGGCGACGAAGUUCUUGAAAAGUAUGAGGUGUUUUACUAUGAUGGAGAGCUUCCGAGGGUCGUGGAGAAGGACACCAGUAUAUUUUCUUUGGAGGAGUUUGGUCACAUGGUCUAA